GCGGGCGAUGGCCCCGCACCAGCCCAGCGCCGGGCAGUACCUGCGCUCCGACAGCGGCGGCUCGGAGGCCCGGAUGCUAGCGGACGGCCCCGGCCCCGGCCCCGGCCCCGGCCCCGGCCCCGGCCCCGGCGGGGUGCGGGGGCGGCGGCGGCGGCGGUGCGGGCCGUUGUGGGGUAGCGUGGCCGUCAUGGCCAUCCUCGCCCUGCAGAUCGCCUCCACCACCGGCCUCUUCGUCUACUUCACCAUGGCCAUCUCCAAGCUCAAAGCCCAGGCGCCGGGGAGCACGGAGGAGCUGCGGUGUCUGCAGGUUAUCAAUCAGCAGCAGGAGGGCUCCAGCCUGGAGGAGCUGAUCAGCAACCAGUCCUGCCUCAAGCUGGCCAACACCAUCAAAGACUACGUGGCCACGGUGACGGAGAACGUUAUCCGAAGGAGCGCGGUGAAGGAGGCCCGGCGGAGCUACUUCAACACCUCGGAGGGGCAGGUUCCUCCCAAAACAGCCGGCAAGCCCUCAGCGCAUCUCACCCUCCGCCCGCAGAGCCUGGCCCAGGAUGGAAACGCCAAGCGCUUCGGGAACCUCUCCCAGUCCUGCCGCCACGCCAUCGCCCGCUGGGAAGACAGCACCAUCCACUCGCACCUGCAGAACAUCACCUACCGGGAUGGCCGGCUGCGGGUCAACCAGGCGGGCAAGUACUACGUCUACUCCCAGAUCUACUUCCGCUACCCCAGCGACGGGGCCAGCGCCCGAGUCUCCGUCCCCCAGCUCGUGCAGUGCAUCAACUGGAAGACCUCCUACAGCCAGCCCAUCCUCCUGCUCAAAGGGGUCGGCACCAAGUGCUGGGCGCCCGAGGCGGACUACGGGCUCCACGCUCUCUACCAGGGGGACUGUUUGAGCUGAAGGCCGGCGAUGAGCUCUUCGUCUCCGUCUCCUCCUUGGCCAUUGACUACAACGAUGCAGCAGCCAGCUACU
Messenger RNA from Gymnogyps californianus (California condor), 967 nucleotides. RefSeq names its product tumor necrosis factor ligand superfamily member 10-like. Gene Ontology annotation, cellular component: membrane. The record is from RefSeq and is a predicted model, not a curated record. Gene Ontology annotation, molecular function: tumor necrosis factor receptor binding. The transcript is spliced from 5 exons. Gene Ontology annotation, biological process: immune response. NCBI's taxonomy places the organism in Eukaryota, Metazoa, Chordata, Aves, Accipitriformes, Cathartidae. Bases 8 to 895 code for a protein of 295 amino acids.